Molecule: messenger RNA, 731 nt
Organism: Delphinapterus leucas (beluga whale)
Lineage: Eukaryota; Metazoa; Chordata; Mammalia; Artiodactyla; Monodontidae
Product: calmodulin
Cellular component (GO): myosin II complex
Molecular function (GO): calcium ion binding
Source: RefSeq, a predicted model, not a curated record
GUAGAAGGUGCGAGAGACAUGGCUGAGCAGCUGUCCAAAGAGCAGGUGGCCGAGUUCAUGGAGGCCUUCCAUAGAUUCGACAAGGACAAAGACAAUGCCAUCAACACCCAGGAGCUGGGCGCCGUGAUGCAGGAGCUGGGCCUGAACCCGUCGGAGGCCGCGCUGAAGGGAUUCAUCGCCAGGGACGAUGCGGACGGGGAUGGCGUCAUCAGCCCCCAGGAGUUCCUGGCAGUGAUAGCCAAGGGGGUUCAGGCCCGGGCCAGAGCGGAUGACCUGAGGACAGCCUUCCACGCCUUCGACCUGGAUGGCGACGGCCACAUCAGCGUGGAUGAGCUCAAGCAGGCCAUGGCCCAGCUGGAGGUGUCCCAGGAGGAGUUGGACAUCAUGAUCCGGGAAGCUGACGUGGACCGGGACGGGCAGGUGAGCUACGAGGAGUUCGUGCACGUCCUCAUGCUGAAGUGAAGCCUCCCGACCGCCGCCCCCUCCUGCCUGACGCCGGGCCUGCUACGGGGUCCGGCCCGGCUUCUGAGCCGGGGACCCCAAGGGACAGUCUAGGUGGUGGGUGGGAGGGGCCUCCCCGUGGGGACCCCUGGCCUCUCCUCGGCCCGGGGUCUGCUCUCUGUCCAGCGAGACCUCGUGUGCUCGUGCGAUGGGGGUGCUCCCUACCUCGCAGGGCUGUUGUGAGGACCCCAAAGUGACGUGGUGAUCGGAAUAAAAGGGAUCUGAGCUUC